AAAACCAUUUACUUCCAAACUGGGCUGUGAGAUUUUUUUCACCUCGUGUAUGGGGAAGGAAAUGAACAUCACUGAGAAGUCUUGCAACAGGAAAAUAAUGUUAUUUGCUUCUCUCUAACUUUUCUACCUUUAUUUCUUUCUUUAGGUUUGCAACAAUGGUAAAGGAGGAUAUUGUAAAUGAUAAUGAAGAUUCUGAGCCAUCAGUACAUGAGAGAAAUGGCAUGAUUCCCAUGCAUGAGAAAAACGAGGAGGGACCAACAGUAGAUGCCAAAGGUACUGAUGGGAAUACACAAACAGAAGAAACUGCUCUCUUGAAUCAUUGUGCUCAGCAACCUCCGGAACCGACAGCAGGGUCUUCAAUACCUGCAAGAACAUGGAGGCAAAUAUUUACUUGUCCUCCUCAGGGUUUACUGGCCCGAACAGUGACAAAUGUUGCAAUCAUGGUCCUGGUUUGGGCUGUGGUUUGGUCCAUCACUGGGACUGAGUGUCUCCCAGGUGGAAACCUGUUUGGAAUUCUGUUUCUUUAUUUUUUUGCUGUCAUUGGAGGUAAAAUUUUUGGAUUCAUUAAAAUACGAACACUGCCCCCCCUCCCUGCUCUUCUGGGGAUGCUACUUGCUGGUUUCCUAAUCCGAAAUACCCCGUUCAUUAGUGACAUCGUCCAGAUAAACCUACGCUGGUCUGCAGCGCUGAGGAAUAUUGCUCUUUCAAUUAUCUUGACCCGAGCAGGACUCGGCCUGGAUCCAAAGGCUCUUAAGAAACUCAAAGCAGUCUGUUUACGGCUUUCUUUUGGACCAUGCAUCUCAGAAACAUGCACAGCUGCUGUUCUUGCCUACUUGUUAAUGCAUUUGCCAUGGCAAUGGGGAUUUAUAUUAGGUUUUGUUCUAGGUGCAGUCUCCCCUGCUGUGGUGGUUCCCUCAAUGCUGAUUUUACAAGCUGGCGGAUAUGGGGUGGAGAAAGGUGUCCCAACUUUGCUAAUGGCAGCUGGCAGCGUUGAUGACAUUCUGGCUAUUACAGGCUUCAACACUUGCCUUGGGAUGGCUUUCUCUUCCGGUUCUACUCUGUACAACGUGCUCCGUGGAGUGCUGGAGGUGGUUGUUGGCAUAGCAGCUGGGGGGAUUCUGGGAAUGUUUGUUCGAUAUUUCCCAAGCCACGAUCAGGCAUCUCUGGCAUGGAAGAGGUCAUAUUUUGUACUUGGGCUGUCCAUGUUCGCUGUUUUUGGUAGCAUCUACUUUGGCUUCCCUGGAUCAGGAGGGCUCUGCACAUUAGUCUUGGCUUUUGUUGCAGGUGUGGGAUGGUCUGAUGAAAAGAGGGAAGUAGAAAAAAUUGUCGCAGUUGCGUGGAAUAUCUUUCAGCCUUUUCUUUUUGGUUUAAUUGGAGCAGAAGUAUCUGUUACAUCUCUUAGGCCUGAAACUGUUGGGCUCUGUGUUGCUACAUUAAGCAUUGCUCUAGCUGUGCGAAUCAUAGCAACAUUCCUGAUGGUGUGUUUUGCUGGGUUUAAUUUCAAGGAAAAAGUGUUUGUCUCAUUGGCAUGGAUUCCCAAAGCCACUGUCCAGGCUGCAAUAGGUUCCCUUGCCCUGGAUACAGCGAGAAGUCAUCAGGAUGAGCAACUAGAAAAGUAUGGAAUGGAUGUACUGACAGUAGCUUUCUUGGCUAUCUUGAUCACCGCUCCAGUUGGAGCCCUGGUUAUUGGCUUGGCAGGGCCCAGACUUUUGCAGAAGGCUCAGACAAAUAGCAAGGAGGAUGAAGAAGGUGCUGAGGUUGGAGAAGAGGCAGAGGCCUGUGAACCUUCGUAAGACAGACAACUACAGGAAUAUGGUCCUUCAGCUCUUAGCUUCUGUUGAGUAAACACAGCAUGUCUGUAAUCUUUCUGGAGGAAACCAAAACAAGAAUCAGUUAUGUCCGCUAUUUUAAAAGCAGCCCUGGUGGAGUUUUAUAAAAUAUUUUUAUGUGUUGAUGGUGCCUUAAGAGAUGAAAUAGCUGAAUGUACAGUGAAUAGGCUGGCCAGGCAGUGAGUCACUGAGAGGUUAGCAGUCAACAGUUACUUGAAAUGUGUGGGUGUGAGGCCAGGGAGAGGGUCAGAAUUGUUCAGGCAUGGAAGCAGAGUCAUGAGGUGGAAUAUAAACAGCAGAAAAUGGAGGCUAAUGUGAAUAACUUCUUGAUGGUUGAAACUGGGCUGUGAGAUGACAAGUUCAACAGCUCAAAGAAUGCAGCUUCCGAAUUAGAGACAGCUGACACAUAGUGAAUGAGACCUGCCACGGGUUAGUGAUUCCCUCUCCUUCCUCAUUCGGGUUCCAAAACUUGCCUCUUCCUAUUGCUGUUCUUCCUCACAGCUCAUGCACUCCUUUGUGCCUUCAAGGGACUGUCAGCUUCGGUCGUAGCAAGAAACAGCAAGUGGUACUUAUGUGCUGAAAGACAGUUGGAUCCAUCAGGGACUGUGGUAAUACAGGUGUUGCUGGUGCUGGUAGAAAAAAGGACUGAGCUUGAAAACGGGAUGAGGGUUGUGGGGAGGCUAUGAGGAGUGGGAAAGGGUUGUAGGGGAUUGGGAUGGCUGCUUCUUCAUCUGUGUGCCUCAGCCUUCACACAACACGAUGUCAAUAGAGGGAAAGCCAGCUCUUCGGCCACUGAGAGCGGCUAUGUUCUGGUGCUGGCCACUGUAGGACAGAGGGGAGAGCUCCUCUCGGGUGGGGUUUGCUGACAGGGCGAGGCCAAGGUGCAAUGAGUUGUCCCUUUCUUCUUCGGCUCCUGUUGGGGAACUUGGCAAUAGCAGCAGACCUCUUCUCAAAUCAAGAUUCAUGGGUCAGCCAGGAUCUCCUUUGCUUUGUCCUAAGUUAAUACUCAUCUGGCUGAGAAAAUGCCAUGAUCAGGUCCUUCUCACAUCUGCAUUUGGGUAACUGCAGAAAAGAAAAUCAGGUAUUUGCUAACAAUAUAGCCAGUUAAUGCUCAUUUUUCCAAGAGGUGGCUGGCUGGAUUGACUGUGGAGAGUGGAGGAGGCCUCUCAGAUUUGCCAGGGCACUUUUUAUCUCCGAUUGAUGCAGAAAACUAAUAGACUUUAAAUGAACAGCCUUGAAAAUGCAGUGCUGAGAGGGAUGGUACAAAGCAAAAGGAGCCUCACCUACCUUCAGAAAGGCUGCUGUGUGAAGGCAGGUGUCACGAGGAAGUUCAGGACACAGCGCUAGCACCCUCAGCACAUACCUACGGGUCCUGUGGGUCUUUCCAGAAACACAGGUUGUGUGUGGCUGUGGAUCGUGGUAAUGACUGGCAAUGCUCGUGUUGAGUAUCUUGCCAAAACAUUUCACCAGGGGGAGCAAAAAGCUCAAAUGUGGUUUUCUUCAUUUUAUUUAAUAUAGAUGCCUCCUGCACAGUCAGUUGCAAUAUAGUUCACAUUUGAUUUUCCCAUUCCCAGAAGACUUUUCUUUCUCUUCUCCUUGACUGUCCUAAAGCCAGGAGUAAACCUCCUUGGUUGAUCAAAAUCCUGCUCUUGCCUUUAGCUUUAGUAUCAGUUAGGGCUUAGUAUUGACCUGUUACAGAUACCAGCAAAUCUGUCUUACUCUGCUACGUUUUGUACAAGUAACUAGCUCCGAGUAGGUCAUUCCCAGCUCCAUUCGGAUGGAUGGAGUCAGUACAGCAUCCCUCAGAAACUGGAAGUUUUAUUUUGUUAUUUUUUAGUAAGGAUGUUAGAUCAUGCCUAAAAUCAAGGUGGACAAUGUCUCCUUGCAGAUUUCUACACUACAGUUCACUGAACUCGUUUUACAGGAUAUGCUAUAGAAUGUAUUUGAUAUGUCUAGAUAUUUUUGGCAUUAGUAAGAAUUAAUCAAUUCUAUCUUAGCUUUUAUACUUUUGAUAUGCAACACAAAAAUGUACAAAAAUACCUUUAAUAGAAAACUAUCUGAAACUGUAUUAUUCACAGUGUCCACAUAUGCCUCUGUAUACAGAUUAAUUACGGCUCAGUAUGUGUGCCUUUGUAUAUGCCUUCCUCUCCAAGCCAAAAAGAAAGCUUCCUGAGAAAUAUUUGAGGUUCAUAGCCUGCAAUUCCAGCACAGUGAUAAAAAUACCAGGAAAUUCUUUGCUAAGUUUUCCCCUAACAGUUGUCAAGCACACUGAUAUUUUCCUUACUAUACACACUGCUGUUCUCUCCGCUUCCUUGGGGGAAUGUACAAUCUUUAGUUCAGUCCAUGUUUGCCCAUGACCGGAAAGGCAGAUGCUUUCAAACUGCGCACUGAUGAAUGGUUAGGGUGCUGUGCUUGAUGGUUACUGUGUCAGCCAUUGACUUCUGUGCCUGUUCUGCCUUCUUUGCAUGGCUAACGGAGGCACUCUGUUACUUAAAUAGGGGUAGUUUUAAUAGGAGCUUAUUGUGUUUGGAAAUUGUAAUGUCUGUUAACCUAAUGGGUAAGAUGAGGGAAUAUAGUGUUCAGUUCAUCAGUGACUGCCUAUAAAAUAAUUCUACUUGAGUAAAACUUACAGGAGUAGAAGCUUUAUAUAGUUCAUUUUUUUCAUAAAGUUUUAUAAAAAGUAGAAUCUUCCCGCGGGGAGGGAUCACUAUGCCAAAUUCAGAAACUGUUCAAUAACAGAAGUGUAAUGUGUAGGGAUUAUAGCCCUGUAAAUUCGAACCCAACCUUAAGUAUGCAAGCAAACCUCUGACAAACAGCCCUUGUUCAUGAUAGCCUCUAAUACUUGCUCACCAUCAUAACAGCAUCUCAUAAAUUGGAUUUAUUAUGUUCCCUUAACCUCAGUGCACUCUCAAUUUAUUCCUUAGAUCACUCCCACCGUUCUGAGUGCUUGAAUAGCUAGCUAUACCAAUGAAAAGCAUCAUCUUGUUCUCUAAUCUAAACAAAAUUGAAUCAAUUUUCCUUUCCUCGCCACCAUAUGCGGAUGUUUCUCACAAGACUCCUUUCUCCCAGCUUUUACUAAAUUUUCAAAAAGAAUCAGGUUGAAGCUAUUACCUAGACCUGCAGAUCUUAAAUGAAAAGCAUUAAUGCUUCAUAAUGCUCCUCUCCUUGCCUUCCAGAAAGGAACAAAACACUUGCGUCUUGUCAUGAAAAGAAAUGUUAUAUCGGGGCUAAGAACCUAUGAGACUGGGGUUUUUUUAAUAAGUAUUGUGACAAUUUCAGCUGAUUUCAAAUAGCAGUUAACUUUGAGAGAUACAAUUUCACUUUUUAUCAGUUUGUGUGGGUGAAGUAAUGACUUUUAAGACCACCUCCCUUUUAACAAAAUGUCGUUAAAUCGUUCAUGAAUAAUGCAUAAAUUCAAGCCAAUAAAAUCUUUAUGCCAUGCCAGUCUCUCUUAUUUGCAAGAAAUAAAAUUAGAGCACAAAGUGCAGUAAACGAUAACCAGAGGAGUCCCGCUGUCAUGCAGACAUAAUCACAGGCAUAACAUGGGAGAGUACUGAGCACAGUACCUGUGUGCAGUUCCAGAAGGCUCACAAGAACCUCUGCAGCAGAAGGAUCCGACGGCACAGCACGUUCCUGGCAGCAAGCAGCGGGCAGAGUGACAGCAGGCAGCAUAUGGGAAAAGACAGAAACUGGCCAUCUGGAAGCAGGGAGUCGUACAGGCCGGGGGAUGCAGUGAUAAUGUAAUUAUAAUCACUGUUUUCUCUCUCUUUUUCAGCCAAACUGAGUGUUUUAGGGAAUUUAGGCUGAAGUCUAAAAUUAACUGAAACACUCAUGGUGUAAUAUAGCCACAAAACAGUGAAUGAUACAGUUUUUGCAUUUUGCUUUUUAAAUAAACGGAGUGCAAGAGAUGAAAUUUUGUGCCAGCUGCACUUCAAUUGCAUUUACUUUGUCUAGUAGUUGCCACAAGACAGACACCUUUCUCUAAACGUAUUUGUUUUACAAGUGUAUUUGUAGUCUAUUAUAACUAUUGUUCAAAUUCAUAAUCAAAAGAAAGGUAAACGUUUCUGUUCUUGUAGAGUGAAAAGGCAUGUCAUGACAUGCCAAGUUCAGCUUCCCCUGAUUUUGCAUCAAGGCUGUGACGACCUGGUCCACUGCCUCAGUCCUGGUCUUUAUUAGCAUUAGGGGCAAAUUUAUCCCUUUGUGUGGAGCUUCCAAAUUAGGUUAGAAAAGUCAUCCAGUGGCAAGACAUGACCAAGCACAUCCUAGCAGGUAAUUGGUUCAACGCUCACAAUUGCUGGUGAGAUACAGCACUCUGCAGACACUUCAGUUCUUAGCUAUUGUGCUGGUUUUGGCUGGGGUAGAGUUAAUUUUCUUCAUAGUAGCUCGUAUGGGGC
Messenger RNA from Pygoscelis adeliae (Adelie penguin), 6223 nucleotides. It is a transcript of the gene SLC9B2, whose product is annotated as solute carrier family 9, subfamily B (NHA2, cation proton antiporter 2), member 2. The transcript is spliced from 11 exons. Gene Ontology annotation, cellular component: membrane. Gene Ontology annotation, molecular function: antiporter activity. Bases 156 to 1793 code for a protein of 545 amino acids. Lineage: Eukaryota; Metazoa; Chordata; Aves; Sphenisciformes; Spheniscidae. Gene Ontology annotation, biological process: proton transmembrane transport. The record is from RefSeq and is a predicted model, not a curated record.